AUGAUUCGCCCUCGUAUAACGAUUGCUCGAUUAUGGACCUCUACUCCAGCAGUACGAGAAUAUUCUCAACCUCGGCAAUCCGGAGAUCAGGCUUCAACAUCGCGUAACGAUAACAAAGGCGUUGUGAAGCAUAUCGGUCAGAACAAAGCUACAAUUCAGCUUCCCAAAACUGCAUUGGAUCAAUCAGACGAUAGAAAUCUUGAUGUUCACUAUAUCCAACUGCGUGAUGCAUGUCAAUGUCCUCGCUGUGUUGAUCCUCAGACAAAACAACGGUCUUUCCGGACAGGUGAUAUUCCUCGGGAUAUAGCUCCUCGUGAAAUAAGAUGGGUUAAGAAAUCAGAGGUCUUGGAAAUAUCCUGGAAUAAGGAUAUCGCAGGCUACGACGACAAGACACAUGUGACAAGGCUUACUGCAGACGAAAUCAAAUACCCAUCGGCAUACUUCCACCAUAAGUCUGUGGGUACUGGCAAAGGUCAAAUAUUCUGGGAUCGAAAGGAAAUGGAAAGAGAUCAACCUUGGGUCGAUUACAAUGACUGGAUGACAAAUGACGACUUAUUCCGGGACGCUCUUAACAAAUUAUCCCUGUACGGAUUGCUCUUCGUGAAUGACAUCCCUGACUCACGCGAAAUGGUAGCAAAAAUAGCCACACGAAUGGGUCCACUGCGCAACACCUUCUACGGUUCAACAUGGGAUGUACGAAACGAUCCAAAGGCAAAGAAUGUGGCUUAUACCAACCUCAACCUCGGCUUUCAUAUGGACUUGCUCUAUGUGCAUAACCCUCCUGGAUUUCAACUACUGCACUGUCUCAAGAACUCAUGCAAGGGUGGAGAAUCUCUCUUUGUUGAUGCUUUCGGCGCGGCGAGGAAUCUUGAUCGAAAGUCAUGGGAUACGUUGGCAUCGCAUAAGGUUCCGUAUCAUUAUGAUCAUAAGGAGAAUUAUUACCGCACUACGCGUCCUGUUCUUGAACUGCCAGAGGAUAGCACCUGUCGAGAUGAUAGGACGUUGAGUCAUAUCAACUACUCCCCUCCUUUCCAGGGACCAUACCAUAUCAGCCCGACAGAAUCUCCUGAGUGGCCUCGAAAGAUGAAAGAAUACCUCUCCGCCAUUCAAGAGUUUGAGAAGAGAAUUGAAGACCCUGCUCGGAUCUUUGAGUUGAAGUUAGAGCCAGGCCAAUGCGUUAUAUUCGAGAAUCGCCGGGUGCUGCAUGCACGUCGCGCGUUUGAUACGACUACCGGCGAAAGAUGGUUGGCUGGAGCAUAUGUUGAUGAAGACGCUGUGCAUAGCAAGAUGUUUACUUUGAGACGGAAUAGUGGGGAGUUCAGCACCUCCGUGUAAAUGCUGUAUAUGAAUAUGAAACGCCCUCCUAGGUUCCAUGGGAUCAAUCGGCGGGUUGAAAGGAUAUAGCAAUUAGCUGUCAAUAGAAUCUGAGAUUUUAGG
Messenger RNA from Talaromyces stipitatus ATCC 10500, 1437 nucleotides. Its product is annotated as Gamma-butyrobetaine hydroxylase subfamily, putative. The coding region runs from base 1 to 1335 and encodes 444 amino acids. NCBI's taxonomy places the organism in Eukaryota, Fungi, Ascomycota, Eurotiomycetes, Eurotiales, Trichocomaceae. The record is from RefSeq and is a predicted model, not a curated record. Gene Ontology annotation, cellular component: mitochondrion. Gene Ontology annotation, molecular function: oxidoreductase activity. The transcript has 2 exons. Gene Ontology annotation, biological process: carnitine biosynthetic process.